Morus notabilis is the source of this 1419-nucleotide messenger RNA. RefSeq names its product chloroplast envelope quinone oxidoreductase homolog. Gene Ontology annotation, molecular function: oxidoreductase activity. Bases 134 to 1141 code for a protein of 335 amino acids. Lineage: Eukaryota; Viridiplantae; Streptophyta; Magnoliopsida; Rosales; Moraceae. The record is from RefSeq and is a predicted model, not a curated record. The transcript is spliced from 4 exons.
UAUAUAGCCUUUUUCGUCGUCUACUUCUCGAGGAUCUCUCUGUUAUCUAAUCUAGUAAUCUACCAACCGACAUCCAGAACAAUCACAAAACGACACCAAAAUCCGACGCCUUUCCUCCAACAUAGUUUUGCCCAUGGCGUCCACGGCAGGCACCGGCAGGCUUAUGCACGCUGUUCAGUACAACGGCUAUGGCGGAGGAGCCGAGGCUUUGAAGCAUGUUGAAGUUCCUGUUCCUAUUCCGAAGAAAGACGAGAUCUUGCUGAAAUUCGAAGCGGCUGCUCUGAAUCCUGUUGAUUGGAAAAUUCAGAAAGGCUUUCUUAGGCCCCUCUUCUACCCUCGCAAAUUCCCUCACAUCCCUGGUACUGAUGUGGCUGGAGAAGUAGUGGAGGUUGGACAAGGAGUCCGGAAUUUCAAAGUGGGUGACAAAGUUCUGACUACGCUUAACCAUGCUUAUGGAGGCGGACUAGCUGAAUUUGUUGUGGCUAGUGAGAGCUUGACAGUUGCAAGGCCACCUGAAGUCUCAGCGGCUGAAGCUGCAGGCUUGCCAAUUGCUGGGCUCACAGCUCACCAGGCCCUCACAAAAGCUGCAGGGAUUAAGCUCGAUGGAACCGGCAAGCAGGCAAACAUUUUGAUAACUGCCGCCUCCGGUGGUGUAGGUCACUACGCAGUUCAACUAGCGAAGCUCGGGAACACACAUGUUACGGCCACUUGUGGUGUCCGCAACAUUGAAUUUGUUAAGAGCUUAGGCGCUGAUGAGGUUCUUGACUACAAGACACCAGACGGGGCUGCUCUGAGGAGCCCUUCUGGCAAAAAAUAUGACGCGGUUAUCCACUGCGCGACUGGCAUUCCUUGGUCGACUUUUGAGCCUAGUCUGAGUAAGAAUGGGAAGGUUAUAGACAUCACUCCCAGUCCAUCUGCAUUUUUGACUUUUGUUACAAAAAAGCUCACCUUCUCUUCAAAGCAGUUGGUGCCACUUCUAACAAUUGCCAAGAGGGAGAACCUCGAGUAUCUCGUUAAUUUAGUGAAGGAAGGAAAUCUCAAGACUGUGAUCGACUCGAAGCAUCCACUGAGCAAGGCUGAAGAUGCUUGGGCCAAGAGUAUUGAUGGCCAUGCUACUGGGAAGAUCAUUGUUGAGAAUUAGGGAGUGAACAAUGGGCAUUAUAUCUUGUAGUGGCAAACGGUUUGUGCUCGAAUCAAUAGUUUGUGUAAUGACAUGGUUAUACUGAUAGGUAAUGUUUGUAAUGUACAGUAUUAAUUAGGCGUCAAGCAUUUGCAGAGUAUGUGGUUUUGGAUUGUUAUUACAAUGAAUAUUUGUACUUGAACUUUAAUCUAGCUCGAGAUGUGGUUUUGCUUUUGGAUUAUAUAUUUCGGCAUUGUAUUGGGAAAAGACGGACGGUUGAGAUCUUCGUCUUUACUUUA